AACAGACAAAGAAAGUUGCUUGUAAUGCAAACGGUUUUCAGGCAAAGAUGAAGUUCACUUGUAGAAAUAACGACUUUCGUUAGGUUCUGCUUUGUUUUUCCUAACGGUGACAGCCAUGGAGCUGGUGUGGGAUGAUGACACGCCUCCUGACGGUCCUUUCUUCACCAGAGACCUCUAUGACAAACAUUCACUCGCACCACAUAUCAGAGAACUUUGGGCCUUUCUUCAAAGUCCUGCAGGGAACACUGACGUAAAUCAAGAGUGUGAGGAGUCUGCGGAAGAUCGCAGUGCUCCUUCCCGAAAAAAUGCUGCAAAGUUAAAAGGCAGCCAAGCGUCCGGCUGGGAGAGCUGUGACAGUGAUGGCAAAGAUUCUGAGGAACCAAAAAAGAGCAAGAGUGAGAGAACAUCCUGUAAAAAGACUGAGACUGAGAUAUAUGUUGCUUAUCCUGAACCCAGGCUUCCCUAUCCCUGCUUAUCCAGCCUGUCUACCAAAGAUCAGAAAACCUAUGUAGGUUAUUUGAUGAGCAUGAAGAGCCGGGGUCUUCCAAAGAACUUAAUAUUGCGAAUAAACAAUGAAGUUGUACAGUUCACGAAGUACCUGCAGGAUGUUGCUAAAAUAUGUGCUGAUGACUACAACUUCAUAACACAAGGAGCUAUGCAGUAUACAGAGGAGUUUUUUACAGCGUGUUUAGAGACUGUGAAGACACUUCCUCAGUUCUACCAGAUCGAUGAAGUGACCAGUUUGACAGGAGGAACGUUUAAUCCAGGGCUGACACUGACAUUUGAGAAGCAGCUGCUGACAAUGGGCACUGUGAAUAUCACCGACCACAAGAUGGUGCCUGCUGAUGCACAGCUUGCAUCCGAUUAUCACAGUGUUUCAUCAGCGAAUCCUCCAGCUAAGAAAGCCAAGGACAAGCAUGCUAGGAUCAGCAGUGACGGAAAUACAGAAAAACUGUGCGCUUAUUAUGAACCUCAUGUCUGUCUGACUCGAGAUGCCUUGGUAAGGCUGCUGGACAACCACGGCCCAGACUUUGGGGACCAAUGGGAACUGCCUGUUGUGGUAAAAAUAACACCAGGAGAAGGCAGCAGUAAAAGGAAGACUGUAUACAUAGACUCACCUCUCCUGAAGCGUGAAGUUACAAUAAGAGAGAGAAGUCACAUUUAUUAUGAAGAAAGUCUGAAGCUCUCCAUCAUGACAAAUGGAAGUAAAAAAGUCUUCCAUCUAAUGACCGAGCAGCAGCUUUCACAGGAGGCCUCCGUGAGAGGUUGUGUGUCUGUCGAAAACAAAGGCCUUGACUUUGAGGUGGACCUGACUGACCUGGAGACUUUUGGAGAAACUACGACUAAAACGCCACAGAUAAAAAAAACACAGAGUCAGCAGGAUGACGAAGUUCAAAGUAGUGGAUCUUCAAGAACCCCGGUUGUGACCAAGCCAAAAAAUUCCAAUAAAACACUCAAAGUUAGCAGCUUUCCACAGGGAGGAAUUAACUCUGCUUCUAAAAACAAAAAAAAUACCAGAACAGAAACAAGUCAGCUGAUAGUGAGUGAGCCUGAGUUACAAAAGACUGAAUCGUCUGGCUCUGACCAAAAAUGUGAUAAAGUCCAAGGUUUUAUGGCAGAUUCAGAUGAUGAGAAGCUGAUCAUUGAUGAGACUGGUUCUUCAGUAGUAUUGCCCACAAAUCAGUCAGAACGCUUGACUACAACAUGCUCUCCAGACUCCUCAGUUACAGCUUCCAUUCAGUCCACCCCUGCAAAUACAGUCUCCUCUCCGCCUUCUAAGCGUACAAGGUCUAAACAAACCACCAGACAAACAAAAGCACCCGAGGAUCAACUAGGGGAGAUCCUGCGCAUGCAAACAGCCAUGUUCAAGGCCGGCAGUGAACCAGCUCCUGCCGUUAAGUCCCCAAGCCGCUGUGUUGGGCCCCAGCUCAACCCUCAUACAACGUCCCUGGUUAAACCGUGUGUGUCGUCAUAUUUAGAAAGACACCAGAACGAGGAUGCAGAGAGCCGUGUUGUUCUUCCUGAAUCUUCAUUUGUUAACAUCAGUCCUAAAGAGCGCAAAAAAAUACUUUCAGAAAACCUUCAGGCUUGUGCAGAAGAUGAACAAGACUAUGAAGCUCCAGUGGAGGGGAAUCUGCUUUACAAGCUUUACAGCCUGCAAGACCUCCUGGUGAUGGUGCGCAGCUCUGUAUCUCUGACCCAUACAAGAAAAGUAGGCAACAACCAGAACCAGCAUGUACCAGUUCAUGUUUUACCCAAGUUGGAGUACCAGCUUUCUUACGGUGUUGAAUGUCUAACGAACAGCGAGGCAUGCCAGCUGUGGACGGAGACGUUGCUUCACUCCAGCACAGUGCCUUACAUUGCUCACAUCAAUGCACACACAUCAAAAGUUGCUCUGCUGAGGAAGUUGCCUGAUGAUUGGAUGCAGAACAUCUCCUGUGGGUUCAAGCCUUCUAAGUCUCUGAAUAUUCUGCACCACCUACUGAAAAAGCUAACUGGGUUGGAUGAAGGUCAGUACUUGAUCGUGCACAAAACUGGAGAGGCGUUUGUCACUCUGCUGAAAGCAGGAGGUGAAAAAGUGAGUCGAGGAGCUUACAACCUGCAGCAGAACCACAGCUCUGUUCCUCAGCCACCAAAGUUGAGUAUUGUGCCUUGGAUACCUGUUGAUCCGGCUGUGGUCCUUCCUUUCCACCAGCAACACGGCCGAGUUCCCUGUACUUUUCCUCCAAAUACCUUUCAAAAGGUAGCAAAAGAUGGAAAUUACAACCUCAGAGGUGGGCAGAAGAAAAACCCAAAUGUCCAGAAGAACAAACAAACAAAACGUUCAGCCAGACGUAAAAAAUACAUUAAAAAGCUUGUUGAGAAGUCUGUUUAAAACCCAAGUCCUUCUAUUUCAUGGUCAGGUUAGUCUGGACCAGUGUUACUGCUUUAGGCUUUUUAACAAUGAUGGCAAUACCAGAAGACCUUUGUUGUAUUUUAAAUAAAUCUAUUACAUUUGUUGACAUGUUUUAUGUACUUUGUUUAAAACUAAUGUUUUGUAAAACCAAAAUCAAAAUAAACACGAAUGUCCAUUCUGCACGA
Molecule: messenger RNA, 3081 nt
Organism: Gambusia affinis (western mosquitofish)
Lineage: Eukaryota; Metazoa; Chordata; Actinopteri; Cyprinodontiformes; Poeciliidae
Gene: ice2
Product: interactor of little elongator complex ELL subunit 2
Exons: 15
Coding region: 116-2875 (919 amino acids)
Biological process (GO): snRNA transcription by RNA polymerase III; positive regulation of transcription by RNA polymerase III; snRNA transcription by RNA polymerase II
Cellular component (GO): transcription elongation factor complex
Source: RefSeq, a predicted model, not a curated record